AUUUCAUUGCUUACACCGCCCAAUACUCACUUCACUACUUACACUCCUGCUUCCCGUGUCCGUUUCGGCUACGGAAUCCCACGCGGAGGCGCCAUUUUUUUUGCGUGUCGGAGCUGCUUAUCGUUGUCACUGGCCACCGCCAAACCCACGUCGAGCUAGGUCUCCGACAACAGGAGCCGCCGCAGCCAAUCGUCUAACCCUCAUCGGAGAGGUUUUCCUUCAACAGAAGUCAUCACGCGCUGCCCACCGAAGACCGCCAUUGACGAGAAACCCUGAGUUGCGGCGCGUCCCUGGAGUCAUCUUGAACUUGCGCCCUAAGAUCCCGCUGCUGGCGCCACUGAGGAAAAUCAGAGCUUUUCUUUGGAAGACUUAGCAUCAUCCGGGAACCAACUUUGUGCAACUGAAAAACUGAUGGCGAAGAAAUCUGAGGAGGAAUGUCAAAUCAUGAUUCAGAAGAGUUUCCGAACUCCAAUGGUGAGGUUUUUGAGGGAACGUUUGGAGAAAGCGGGAUGUAUAGUUGAAGACAAUUUUUUCAAAGCUAUUACUUGUAAUCAAGAAGUGGCUGGUUCUUAUGUUCGUGGUGAAGGGAUAAAAGUGUGCAGUAACUAUGUACGAAUUCAAGAUGAUGUCAACCAGGUGGUAAUUCGUGAAUUAAUUCAUGCAUUUGAUGAUUGUCGUGGUGCCAACUUGGAUUGGUCGGAUUGUGCUCACCAUGCUUGUACCGAGAUACGAACUAAUCAUCUAAGUGGCGAUUGCCAUUAUAAGCGGGAACUACUACGAGGUUUCUUGAAACUACGAGGGCAUGAACAGGAAUGUGUGAGAAGAAAAGUUUUGAAAUCUUUGUCUGCAAACCCCAAUUGCUCUGGUUUUGCCGCCGAGGAUUCCCUGGAAGCUGUAUGGGAUGUUUGUUACAAUGAUACACAACCCUUUGACAGAGCUCCUUAAAAUUACAUUACAUGGUUGGUACCAACAUAUAGUAUAGUCACCAUUGGUGCUAUACUAUCCUUGCGGAGCACUACAUUGAAUGCUUAACUUUUGUUAGAAUUCUCACAAACUUAGUCUGUGGCAAUGGCAACUCCACCCGGAAGAUCGCACCGUCUUGACUUCCACUUAUUUUGCAUGUUACAUUAUUCACUUAAAUUGUUAUAACCACAUUUAAUUUUGCGGGCAUGUCAAUGGGUGAGUAAUUCUUUUAUGUUUUAUGAUUUUAGAUAGAAGCCUUCAUUUUCAGGGUUUUCGGGAGCUGGCUGAAUCCUGAGUUUUGUUCUUUAGACCAUACAGAAAUAAAUAAGACGGGGACGCUUUAUACAUUGA
Molecule: messenger RNA, 1314 nt
Organism: Vigna unguiculata (cowpea)
Lineage: Eukaryota; Viridiplantae; Streptophyta; Magnoliopsida; Fabales; Fabaceae
Product: mitochondrial inner membrane protease ATP23-like
Biological process (GO): mitochondrial protein processing; mitochondrial proton-transporting ATP synthase complex assembly
Molecular function (GO): metalloendopeptidase activity
Source: RefSeq, a predicted model, not a curated record